UUGCAGCAUUUUUGGUGUCCCUCUUUGUUGAGUGCUGCUUCUCUUCACCUCAGGGUUACUUACAUUCUCUUUAGGGAUUCAGAGGAAACUACACACCUAAAUCAAAGUGCUGAAGUAACAUUGAUGGGCUUACAUCUUUCAUUGCUCAACUGCUCAUGGGUUGAACUCAUGAGAAGCAAGAUUUUUGCUUUGACAGAAACUGAGGAUGUCAAGACAAUCACAAGAUCAGCUAGCUGCAAACAAAAUGAAUUACAUGGCAACACUGAGUUGAGUGCUUCUUUGAGAGAAUCAUUGAGCUUCAAAAAUUGGCAUCACGAGCAGGUAAAGCUGGAAACUAAUUUAUCAUCCAAGAAUCAGUACCUGGAAGAUGACAAAAAACAACCUAAUUUGGCACAGCACACCAAACAUGAUACAGUUCUUGUGUUGAACCCAGCAAUCUGUCCUUUGUUGUCCCCAUGCCCUACGAAAGACCUCAAUGCAGCAGCUGUUAAGCUUCAAAAAGUGUACAAGAGUUAUCGAACUCGAAGAAAUUUGGCAGAUUGUGCAGUUGUUGCCGAGGAAUUAUGGUGGAAGGCAUUGGAUUUUGCCUCUCUCAAACACAGCUCAGUAUCAUUUUUCAUUGGUGGAAAGCCAGAAACAGCAGCUUCACGUUGGGCUAGGGCACUAACAAGAGCGGCUAAGGUUGGCAAGGGUUUGUCCAAGAAUAACAAUGCACAGAAGCUGGCACUCCGACACUGGCUUGAAGCUAUUGAUCCCCGUCAUCGUUAUGGGCACAAUCUGCAUAUGUAUUACGACAUAUGGACUAAAAGUGAGAGCAAACAACCAUUUUUCUACUGGUUGGAUAUUGGUGAUGGCAAAGAAGUUAACAUUGCAAAGUGUCCUAGAAACAAGCUUCAGCAGGAAUGUGUUAAAUAUCUUGGACCGAAAGAGAGGCUGGCUUAUGAAGUCAUUGUGGAGGAUGGAAAGCUAGUCUACAAGAAAAAUAGAACAUUGGUGGAUACUACUGAAGGUUCUAAAUGGAUAUUUGUUCUCAGUACAAUCAGGGCAUUGUACGUGGGCCAGAAAAAGAAGGGCUCAUUUCAACACUCGAGUUUUCUUGCUGGUGGAGCUACGAUAGCUGCAGGAAGAUUGAUUGUGAAGGAGGGAACUCUGAAGGCUGUUUGGCCACACAGUGGACAUUACCUCCCAACCGAAGAAAAUUUCCGGGAAUUUAUCAGCUUCCUUGAAGAGAACAAUGUUGACCUCACUGAUGUCAAGAGAAAUCCAGUUGGCUAUGAUGAUGACUACCCUUCAUUCAAGAUGACCACGAGUGACUCAAUGACAGAUAGCGAUAAAGGUGUAGAGGUAGAAGGUGAAUCUACAACACAUCAUGCAGGAGAUUUGAGUGACUGUGAGGCAGAGGAGAGGCCUGCAUACUCUCUCGGAGCUGAGUGCCAUGAAGGCAAUGAGAUUGAGACCACUGUUGAAUCGGUGAACCAUCAUCUUCGCAAAUGGACAACCGGGGUUGGGCCUCGCAUUAGGUGUGUUCGGAACUACCCAACCGAUCUCCAGUUUAAGGCGCUCGAGCAAGUUAACCUGUCACCGAGGUCUAUUCCUUCCCCUGUCGGAAACAAUGGACCGAUCCCGUCACCUCGCCCCAACUCUAGAAUCAUGCUAUCCCCCUCACUUGCUGGCAUCCACCUGCCUUCUCCGGCGAUCUCUCUUACUCUUUCGAAACACAGACGUUGCUGAUUUAUCGGUCUUGCCGAUGCUAAUUAUUUGCAGAUUGCAGCAUGGAAUGAUGCAGCUGUUUUCAAGCCACUUUUGGCACCUAGUAGUUCAGAUUCUCAAGGUUGGUGCUUGAAGAUGAAUGAAGGAACGAUGCAUUGGCCAACUAAUUGUUUUCUUUUGUUUAUCUUCUUGUAUAUUUGUUAACUGAUAUAAUUCAUAUCUCACUUCUUUUUUUCCCCUCUUUUUUGGUUCCUCUCAAAAUGAGAUCAACCUUUUUGUAAGCACAUUCUUUUUUUCUUUCCCCUCAUAGCUAAGGAGAUGGAAUUAAUGUAUAGAAUUCUUCUCAAAGAGAAAGUAAAGCUCAUCUUUCA
This is a messenger RNA of Musa acuminata subsp. malaccensis (wild Malaysian banana), 2081 nucleotides long. Its product is annotated as IQ domain-containing protein IQM1. NCBI's taxonomy places the organism in Eukaryota, Viridiplantae, Streptophyta, Magnoliopsida, Zingiberales, Musaceae. The record is from RefSeq and is a predicted model, not a curated record.